UAAGAUUCAAUCUACAAGAGACAACUGUUGCUAGGGGUCCCAUUACCCAAGUAACCGGUGAUUGUUUACAUUGGUCUAGUGGCUGCAGCGUGACUAUGGCUGGUUUCAGAGGGCUAAACUGCUGACAGACCAUGUCAUUUCCCCUAUGUGGAGUCUCUCCUUCAGUCUGUGGGUUUGCUGUUUGUCUGGGCCCUGCAGUUGGACUACAAGGUUGAGCGCUCAAGGCCGAAGAAGAGUAGGUUUCCAUGGAGUCUGGCUGUACAUGUGUGUGACACUGGAGUUGCAGGGUCCACCUGUCCUCCCAUGUUGGAACAUUUCUAACCAUCAGCAGCAAUCUACACCAUCAUGUCCUCUGCAUGCUGGGUGGAGCCCAGCAGUGAGGGCCAGGCGGAGGAGACCGGACUGCAAAAGCAACAAGGGGAAGGAGCAGAGACGGAGGAACUAGUGGAGGUUCCCUGUGGGGACAACCGGCCCACGGGAAGCCUGAGGCACGAGGAGGAGCCUGGAGGAGAACAGCCUUCGUCACCUGACCAUAGUGGCGUGCAGGAAGUGACAUCAGAAGGUGGACUGGAGCAGGUCCAGAGGGAGGAGACGAAGACUCAGGAAAAGAGAGAGAGGUUUUCCCACAUCACUUUCAACCAGGAAAGCCGGAAUAGAGGGUCAGUAUCAGGUGCUUGCCUGGUGGAGCGAUACCUCCGGAGGUCCUUCCCCAGGGGCUUGUCGACUUGCUCCAACCCAGCCAGGGACAAGGAGCGGCAGGCAGAAGAGCCCCGGGGGCCUGGGCCUUUCUACUUCUUUGGAGGAGCCAAUGGGGCUGAAAUAGUGAGCAGUUACUGUGAAAGCAGAGGAUGGAAGAGGAUUUACAACAAGCACAGGGAGGAUUUCAAACUCAAGUGGUGUGAGACCAAAUCGCCAGUCAACUACUGUAACUUCAGAGAAGGUGAACAGCUGGUUUACCAGAUUCCCAACAACAAGGUCCUCACCACUAAGAUCGGUCUCCUCAGCAGCCUGCGGGAGUACGAGCGGGUCAGCAGCAAAGUCAACCACGGUCGAGGACUGAGGAGGCUGAAAAUGGAAGAGUUCAUUCCCACCACCUUUCGCAUGGAUGUGAGGGAAGAGAGAGAGGCUUUCUUUGCCCAGCAGGAGGGUGUGAGCAACAACGAGAGUCACAUGUGGAUCUGUAAGCCCACGGGUCUGAACCAAGGCAGAGGAAUCUUUCUGAUGAAGAGUCAGGAGGAUGUAGCCGCCCUCGAACUGAAGCUGCAGCACAUAGAGGACAGCCGGGCCAGCGGGAAGAUGCACCAGCGCCAGCCUCAGGCUCGCAUUGUCCAACAUUACAUCCAGAGUCCUCUGCUCCUGAAGGGGAAAAAGUUUGAUGUGCGCUCUUACCUUCUGAUCGCCUGCACUGUACCUUACAUGGUCUUCUUUCGCCAUGGAUAUGUGCGACUGACCUGUGACCUCUAUGACCCCAGCUCCAACAACCUCUCUGCCCACCUGACCAAUCAGUACAUGCAGAAGAAGAACCCUCUGUACAGCCAGCUAAAAGAGGACACUGUGUGGUCCAUGGAGAGCUUCAACACUUACGUCAACGACAGGUUUCGGGUUGCCAAGGGUCUGCCCAGGGACUGGGUGCUGGGCGCCUUUGCAAAGCACAUGCAGCAGAUCAUGACGCAGUGUUUCUUUGCAGUCAAAUCCAAGUUAGACCGCCGACUGGGCUUCUUUGACUUGAUUGGCUGCGACUUCAUGGUCGACGACGACUUCAAGGUAUGGUUGUUGGAGAUGAACUGUAAUCCAGCUCUCCAUACCAACUGUGAAGUGCUGAAGGAGGUGAUACCCAGCACUGUUGUGGAGACACUGGAUUUAACCCUAGAGAUCUUCAACAAGUGUCGUCUCGGGCAGAGGAUGCUUCCUUUGGUCAGUCAGAGGGAGUUUGUGCUGCUGUACGGUGGUGUAUUCCCUCCUGAUUCAGCGCUGGCCUGCAGCAAGAGCAACACAAGCAGUGAAUUCCACCAGAAAAGCACCAAAAAGACCCAAAAGACUGAACCCAAAAGAUGUAAGUCAGGGACAGAGGACAAAAUUGUACCCUCAGCAUCGCCUGAUAAUGCUGUAAAUGUCUCAGUGAGCGGUGAGGGAAGGGAUGGUUCAAAGUGUGGUGAGCGUCCCCCCACCUCAACCGCCUCUUCACCUCUACAUCAAGGCUGUCAGUCAACACAGGCCGUUAAGACUAAGAACCCCCGGCCGCGGGUUGAACUCAAGCUCAGCAAAUGUACUUUACAUCAUCAUUUGAAGGCCGCAGAUGAUGUGACACACUCUAGGACUCGACAGAAGACGAGGAUCAUCAUGUCACUGUCCUCACCGGCACCGAGCAAAGGCAUCUCCGUCUGUGGCUCCCUGGAGACGUGGACGAUGGCCCCUCCUUACGCUGCACCUCCUGUGUGUGGGAACAAAGGUGGAAGAGGAGAGGAACCCGGUGAAGAAGAGCUCAGAGAGGACACAAAGAGCUUAGUUUAUGAGACGAAAGAGGAACUGUGACGCAUUACAUACAAACAGCUGGGAUCUAAAGAGCUUUGUAUAAAAACAGAUCCACACUUUGGACAUCUGGUGCUGUUUUACUCUCAGAGAAAUGCUAAUAAAUGUUAAAUGUGACAAUAAAGAAUCUGUCUGCAUUUGAAUAA
This is a messenger RNA of Dicentrarchus labrax (European seabass), 2675 nucleotides long. It is a transcript of the gene ttll10, whose product is annotated as tubulin tyrosine ligase-like family, member 10. The transcript is spliced from 12 exons. The record is from RefSeq and is a predicted model, not a curated record. Lineage: Eukaryota; Metazoa; Chordata; Actinopteri; Moronidae. Gene Ontology annotation, biological process: protein modification process. Bases 346 to 2532 code for a protein of 728 amino acids.